UUUUAAUUACAUGGUCCACAGCAACAUUUUUAAAGUUUGUGAAAGACCUUAAACUACCCUAAAUUUGUGUCUGUCCUUUUGAAUACUUGUAAAGGUCAAAUAGUUGCCCUGUUUUCCACAGGAAAUGUCUGGUUUCUAUGUUAAUAUCAAGAGUCUGUUCUUACUGAAAAAGUGACCCACAAAUUUAAGUAACUACCAAAUGGAAACGUUUUAAAUUCCAUUAAAAAUGUUUGCUUUUCUUAUCGAGACUAUGUCAUGGUUUAUCUUCUGACAGACACCUGGGUAUAUAAGUCUAAGAGUCCACUCUGUUUCUUAUCAGUUGUGUGGGUUUUUUUUUUUUUCUUUUUCUUUUUUUGGUUCCUUUUAAAAUAAUUGCCAGGAAGGAUCAAUAGCUCAUUUUAAAAGGCUAUUAGUUGAAACCACACGGUCAUCAAUAUAGUUCUGCUUCUUGCUUGCAUGAAGAAGUGGCUCGGUACACUUAGCUGAAAUUGCAGAAUAGAUAUUCAUUAUUUUUCUCUUAUCACAAAAUGGCUACAGCUACCAAUAAGGCAUACCAUUGCACCAUAGUCUUGAAUAUCUUACAAUUUUGUGACUUAAUGUUUGCAUUGUUUUUUUCUGUUUGUUUUGUUUUUGUGUGUUUGUGUGUCUGUGUGUAAAUUUCAGACCUUUGCGAUAUACCGAGGUAUUUUCAGCGUUUGUAAAAGAAAAGCAACAUUAACAAAUGGGUUUUAAUUUUGCUGAGAAGCAUUAUUCAUUUUGCUUGGUUUCACUUUGGCUAAUUAAAGAACACAGUUAACACUGAAGCCAUAUGAAAAAGUAAGAACCUUUUUAUAAGGUUUUGCAAACGGGGAUAAAAUUAAACAAUGGUAGACUUCAAUUAGGCCAUAUUACACCAUGUCCUGCCAACAUGUUUUUUAUAACCACAUCAAGGUUAUAAACAUGCUUAUAAAUAUGUCCUUUAUGGACACAAACACUGGUUAAAAAACUAGGACAGCGUGUUGACCUCUGACCAACAGUGUAUGAUGAACAGCCAGAAAGUAAAGAAGUAGUUAAACUAGUUUCUUAGACGUUUAUAUAAUUUUUUUGUAAUUUACAUGAUUCAAUUAUGUGGAUUAUCGAUCUAUAGAUUGAUAUUUGUUUCAUCCAUACCAUUAUAAACUUUUCAAUGUUAGUAUAGAAUUAGAAGUAGGAAAAUUUGAAUCUUGAAACAGGAUAUAAGAUACUAGUUGCUACAUAAGAGAAGGUACAAGUCAAGACUUUGAUACCAUGUAAGAUGCUGUUAGCUUAGCACAAAGUAUUACCAAAUAUUAUUUAGCUAUUUAUGCGGUUCCAUAGCAGCACUUACUAAUCUUUAUUUAUGCAUACCCCUUUGUUUAAAGGGGUAUACCCCUUUAAAAGUGCAUUGAAUUUGCAUUGAAUUAAAUGGCUAUACGAGUUGGACAUUACAAAAUAAAUACGUGGAGUUGAUUCAGGAAAAAACAAUCAGUUCAAUCUGAUCAUAUAAACGAUUUCAAUGUUCACUUCAUACAUCUAUAUUUUUUUAACAUAUUUCCCAGCAUAUUGGCUUAUAUGGAUGUACUAGCUAGCUUCUGCAGAUAUUUUUGCUAGAUGGAAGUUACCUCAUGAAGCUCAAAGAUAAUGCAGUUUAGUGCCUAACUCAACAACAAAGGUUUACACGCGGGCAUGAUUGGCAGCGUUAGGACACUCCUCCUGGCUAUAUUGGGAGCAGCAAGAGAAAACAGAAGAGCUUUAUUUAUUUAAAAAAUUUUCCCACAGAUUAUCUGUCUCAUACCAUACUGUCACGACAUAGUGACAGUUUCAGCAAAUAUGUAAAAUAAUAUUUUUAUAAAAGUUACAUACUGCAGCUGUAAGUAAGGUUUUAGCUUUAAAUAUAAUAGCAUUAAAUCUUAUAUUUGGGUCAUGUGUUUGUACUUUUUCAGUAAAAAGUACAAACACAUGAACUUCAAUAAUUUAGUCUGUAGAUCUCGCACAUCACAAUUUAUAUUACAUUUAUGUCUGAUGCACAGGGACAAUUUACACAACCCUUCCUGUGCUGCAAUAAGAGCACUUGCUGUGAACAUGUGUGUACAUUGUGGAAAUGAGUCAUAAAAUAAUUAAAGUAAACCUCCGGGCUCAACAUUGAUUCUUGUUUUCUACUUCUACCAUUUGGAAUAGAUAAGGCACAUUUACAUUUCUAUACGACCAUUUUAAAAGAUCUAUCAAUAUUGCCCAAGGCCACUUUGCUAUUCAACAUUCACAUGUGCAAACAUACACACUUCUUCUUAACUUGGUUUAAUUUCAGAAGUGGAAGCAGCAGUCUAUUAAUUAACUUGUCACAGAGGUACCACAGGGUUUAAUGAAGGUCAUGGGGGUAUUUUCCUCCCAGUGUGCAUCACAGCCUACUGAAAAGUUAUUUAACAAGACCCUCAGCCAGACAUGUUAAUUGUUGUAAUGACCAGUCAGCAUCUGGCACUGGAUAUUCUCCCAGAUGGUACAGUUAUUUCAAGCUUAAGCAUCCAAUUAGAAAAAAAAUCAUAUCACAUAAAUGUAAGUGUAAGAAAAAAUGUUUUAGAAUUUUAUAUUGUCAUCACUCUUUGAAACGCUGUAUAGCUUGUUUACUGAUGAACCAUGAAAACGAAGGCAUGUGUAUAUGAAGAAAAUUCACCUGGUAACCAUCUCUCAUAACAAAAGUGUCAUUUGGAUACAAUCGCUUUCUUGACAAAGUGACAUUUUAAGACCCAAUAAAGGAUUGUCACUUUAGAAAUGUCACUGAAAGUAUGGCCACUGACUGCACAAGAAUUGCACUUAAUUCUUGAUCUGAGCUUCUUUCGCAUUAGUUAUUGCAUCAGUGUGAUGUGCUAUGGAGGUAAUUGGGCUAUGCCUCUGCUGUGGUGCUUAGUUGACCUGGUUCCUCAAAUAAUCACAGACUGCUGAAACUGCACAUGUCACAAGAAGUGGAUUCUGGGCUUCUUUAGACUCUUUAUGUGAAAACGAAAAGCAUUUAUUUUUUAUAUGGAUUACAGAGAAAAACCUUUAAGCUUUUAUUCAUUGCUCAGAUAAGAUCCCUGCUACUUGAACACCAUUUUGUUCCACACUUUUUUUGUCCAUUCAACUUUCUAUUACUGUGUUUGAAUACAGCAUUUGAUGGCCAUUUUCUGGACUACUGUUGAGUCAGCAGUCCUCAUCAUAAUGCCUCAUAUAGGUGCUGACGGACUACUUAUGCUUCAUUGUUCUCUGUCGUGUUUUAAUUUUUUGAGAAACUGCAUUUUUGCAUAACUGGUGUGCAUCACGUUGUUUUGUUUUUUGUUUGUUUGUUUUUUGUUUUUUUUCUUAAAUAAGUAGAUUUUUUUUGGACAAUUUUUUCAAAGUCAUCGAGACGCACCUGCAAAAUGUCUGGAUUAGUAUCCUGAAAAAUAGUACUCAGAUUUUCAGGAAAGUCGCAAAAAAUAUGUGCUCAUUUUUAACAGUCAAUUUCACACAGAUUACUUCUCUUCAGUGCAGCUUCAUGCUGCUGUGUUAGGAUUUGACAGCCAUUUGACUUAAGUUGUUGAGGGAGAUGCCAAGACAGACAGAGAGGAAAGUCUGCCAUGGGGAUGGAACUAAGUGCGAUGUGAAUCUGCAUGCAUAUGUGCUGAUGCUCUUUCCUGUCAACAUCAAUCACACAAAUAAAUAGUCAGGUUUGAGAUAAUCUCACUAUAGCUGCGUUCCAUCGGUCCCUGAUGUGCAUUUGUGCGUCUAAGCGAAAGCUCAAAAUCUAUUAACUCCAUGUAACCAAGAUCACAAAUGAAAACGUAUAGAUGUGGCAUUCAGGUAAAUUAUAAUUAUAUAAUUUUUCUCAUAAUAUAAUAAAUACAGAUGAGUUAGCAGCUAGGAAUGACAACUGAGUGCUGCAAAAAAAAGAAAAAAACCUGAUCUGAUGAGGUACAGCUCACAUAACAGACUGAUAGAAAUGUCUGUGUCAUUGUGAGGGGAAAAAAUCCUUCUCUUGCACAUAAUUGGUGAUUUGGAUUGGAGGAAAUGUAAAUGGAGUUGUGCAACAAAAACAUCGCAGAGAGUAGCAGAAAAUGGUGUGUAAUCAUCUGCUGCUACUAUUAAAUGCUGCUGACGGUCUGGAGUUUGGAAUUGAUUCUGCACAACCUCUCACACUAAUGUUUCGCCCUAUAGUCCAUAAAAUGAUCUGUUUUUACUGUAAACUGGAUAUAAUUUGCAGCUUGUUGUCAUGGUUUUGUGUUUUUUUGUAAUCUGCACGAGCAUCAUCUAAACAGAAUGUUCCCAAGUUUAAUUUGAUUGGUUUAAGAGCUUUUGUCACCAUUAACCUGAAAACCAGAAGUGAUUUUUUUUCUUUUUUUAUGAAAACAUGAACAUUGUGAGAUGCUUGUGAAAUGUGGUUUCUUUCAAAAUGUGCCACAAAGGAAACUGAAGGAGGAACACCAAUGUCUGUUUGUCAUGAAGGGGGUGAAACAUUUCCAUCCCAAAUUGAAGUUUAUGACCCUCUUCUUAAAUGGAUGGGCUUCUGUGGCACAUGCAUCCAGCUUGUCACAAGGUCUCAAAGCGUGCCUCUCUCCACCCAAUGGGGCCCUCAGGGUUACUUCUAUGCCAUCCAGAUCGCCCAGUACGGUUUGAGCCAUUACAGCAAGAACCUGACUGAGCGCGCUCCCCACGUCGAGGUCUACGACACAGCCGAGGAGAAGGACAGCAGGGUCAGCACCGCGUCCUGGAGUGUGCCGAAAGGUUGCAGCCUGAGUCGUGUCCAUGACAAGACCAGAUCUACCUCUGUGCGUUCGUUCAGCGCUGCAGACUCCUCAGAGGGCGUAUCCCUGCAGCUGGGCAACUCAAAAGACUUCAUCCUCAGCUUGGACUUAAAGUUCUCCUCCAACGGCAGCGUGUCGGUGGUCCUAGAAACCACAGAGAAGGGGCCUCCCUUCACCAUCCACUACGUCACCAACACGCAGCUCAUUGCCUUCAAAGAGCGCGACGUCACCUACGGCAUCGGGCCUCGAUCCUCCUGGAGCACGUUGACCAGAGACCUGCUGACCGACCUCAGGAAGGGAGUCGGGUUGUCGAACACGAAGGCCGUCAAAGCCACAAAGAUCAUGCCCAGACGGGUUGUGCGGCUAGUCCUGCACGGACGUGGCUUCGUUGACAACAUCACCAUCUCCACCACUGCCCACAUGGCCGCCUUCUUCGCCGCCAGCGACUGGCUGGUGCGCAACCAGGACGAGCGAGGGGGAUGGCCCAUCAUGGUCACCCGAAAACUCGGCGAGGGCUUCCGGCCGCUGGAGCCCGGCUGGUACUCGGCUAUGGCUCAGGGCCAGGCUAUGUCCACCCUGGUGAGAGCCUACCUCCUCACCAAGACCCAGGCUUACCUCAACGCUGCCCUGAAGGCGGUGGGGCCGUACAAGGUGCCUUCAGCGCAGCACGGGGUCAAAGCGGUGUUCAUGAACAAGUACGACUGGUAUGAAGAGUACCCCACCACGCCCAGCUCGUUUGUGCUCAACGGCUUCAUCUACUCUCUGCUGGGACUUUACGACGUUGCUGACACGGCCGGAGAGAUCCUGGGCAGAGAGGCGGGGCAGCUGUUCAGCCGUGGCAUGGAGUCCCUCAAGGCCAUGCUGCCCCUCUUCGACACGGGGUCCGGGAGCAUCUAUGACCUGCGUCAUUUCAUGCUGGGCACGGCGCCCAACCUGGCCCGAUGGGACUAUCAUACAACGCACAUUAACCAGCUGCAGCUGCUGGCAUCCAUAGACAACGCUCCCAUCUUCAGGGAUGUGGUGAAGCGCUGGAAGAACUACUUAAAAGGGAUUCGUGCCAAGCACAACUAGUCAAACUCAGCAUAUUUUACCACUGAGUUUAGAAAAGAAUCAAUGUUUAGGCUGUAAGAGCAAAGCAGAAGAUUUUAUAGAGACGUGUGUGUGUGUGCGUGUGUGUAUGUGAGUGAGUCUCUUCUGGUUAAUAGCCUGAAAGACGAGUUGCGAUACUUUAACUUUGUGGGCAAUGUUGCGGGUUUGACAUUUUCUGCUACGUUGACUGUAGCUCAGUUUGUGUCCCUGGAGCUAGUGUUUGUAAUAACACAGACCGAGCUUCAGCGUGUGAGUGUUUGCAUUCAUGAAGAACUAUUGUGUGUGUUUUGUUUAAAAAAAACAAACAAAAAAAAAACUACAUAGAAAAAGAAAAUACACAUUGGAACAUUUUUGACUUUCUUUAAUGCAUCAAGAUUUCUCUUAUACGUUUUCUACUUUAAAUCAGAUUUCAGAGGUUUACUGAAGUAAGCUGUGAAAAUCGGAGGGCGUUUUAAAUGUUGCCAAGAGAAGUUAAUAUUAUCAAAAGAUAGUUUAACAGUUUACAUUUCUCCAGUUUAUAUUUCUCUCAUUGAUAAUUUGUUACAUUUUGCAGAUGUAAUAACGACAGUGAAGGAAUAUCUGUUUUUCUUCUUCUUUCUCAGUUUUUUCAUCUGUUAAUUCGUCCAAAAAUAUUCAAUAGACGUCUAAUAAGCUGUUUGAAGUCAGCUCUGAAGGAUAAGUAAUGGAGGUAGCAGAUGAGAUAAACCCAUCAAGCUUUAAUCUUUAACGGUUGUGAACACUGCUGCUAUCAACAAACUCCUCUUAGCUGCUUUGCUCUGUUUUUAACUGGACACUAAAAAAGCAAACCAGGCCAGGCAAAAGCAAAACCUCUGUUUCUCUUUGGGUUCACCUGGGAAAGUUAACAUGUCGACUGUGAGACCUUUUCUGAACCGGCAUGAGAGCCAAGGUGAUUGCAGCUAAUCACAAAUCAGGAGAAGGAAAAAUUAGCAGCUUCCUCCACAUUUAUUGGACGCCAAAAGUGCACAUGAAAAGAGUUAGAUUUUUCUUCCUCUGGUAUUGGUAUUGCAAUAAAGAAUGGAUUUAGUUUAGGUUGUUUUGUUUUUUAUAACUAGGGGAACCUACAAACGUGGAGCGUUAAGUUUGUGACUCAGGAAAAGAACAGAUUGAAGCCAACAUGUUCACCUUUCUUAAAGACGUGUUGGCAACACGACUGCAGCUGGAAAUAGUUGUCGCCUCACUUAUCAAGGCUUUUGUUUGCCGUGUUACACAACAACAAAAUAAUCCACUAGAUCACUCCUAAUUUAACUGUCAAACAAUUAAACCACUCUUGCUCAUUUUCUUUGUGAACGUUUCCAUCUUAAACGCCUUUCUUCUGUCGCACUCUAGCCCUGAUUAUUCCCAGAAACGAGUGUGGGUGGUGUCGCAUGUGGGCAGCGGCGCCGCAGCUGUCACGUCGGUUCAAAGCGUUUAGAUCCAGACAAUGCCAGCAGCGGCUGGAGGUAAAUUCUCAAAACACGGACGCUGCCGGUCCCUGCAGACUCCUGUUGCUCCCUCUCACCUCCUCUGAGAGCGUGAACCGAACCGUUUUUAAUCCGAGCCGCGCGGAGGACGCUCACAACUCACCCGGCUAAUAGGGUGGAGAGGCCGCGCGCGGUUCCAACUCGCUGGCUGCGGAUGAGUCAGCGCCCUCUCCAAACAAAGUGGAGCUCCUCCUCGGCAUCAAUGGAGCUCUGAUCGAUCCGCUUUAUAGAUUAACACCAGGAGAUUCGGGGUGAUUCAUCCUUUCUGGGGGAGCGGGUGGGGAUUUUCAUUUAGAAAAAUUGUGUAAUCGGAGAUCAGAUCGUAUUCCCACACAGUCAGCUUUCAAGUUUUAAUGCGCGCUAAGCGGACAAAAUCGAAGGACCCUGUGAUUUAUUUUGAAGCAGUGUUGGAUUGAGUUAAUCCUUUUAAAGCUGAGACAUCUCAUUCUGUUGGGUUUAUCCUGGAAAUGGAACCUUUUACUCGCUCUGUGUUUCGUCUUUAUUACACAAUUUACUUUCCUUAAAAACCAAGAAGCAUAUGAAUCAUAUUUUCUCUAUUUUGCUCCUCACCAAAUUGAGCACAUGAGCAAAAGUACGUCUUCGAAAAAGGAACAUUGACAACUGGACGUUUUGUGUUUUGAUACAAGUUUCUAUGUUGUUUAUACCAAAGCCACUUAGUGGGUAAGUUUAUUUGUAUAUAUUUGUGCAAACUGACUUCCAUUGAGCAUUUGGCGUUAGGUCUCCACAGACACUUUAUGGAGAAACACUGCCUUUUUGAUUUUAGGUGUAGAAUGGGUAGAUUAUAGCAAAAGAAAAAUGAAUAAUAAUAAAAAAAGACCAACUCAUGUUAAGCUUGCUUAUAUGAAAAAGGAGAUUUGUGCAGCCCGUGGUUAGUUUAGUCUGCUGCUGAUUGAGAGGGAAACGAACCGAGAGCUGCAAGCGUCCUCUUUUC
Molecule: messenger RNA, 8273 nt
Organism: Poeciliopsis prolifica (blackstripe livebearer)
Lineage: Eukaryota; Metazoa; Chordata; Actinopteri; Cyprinodontiformes; Poeciliidae
Gene: glceb
Product: glucuronic acid epimerase b
Exons: 4
Coding region: 4383-5822 (479 amino acids)
Biological process (GO): heparan sulfate proteoglycan biosynthetic process
Cellular component (GO): Golgi apparatus
Molecular function (GO): heparosan-N-sulfate-glucuronate 5-epimerase activity
Source: RefSeq, a predicted model, not a curated record